AUGUCCCACACAAACGAUCAUGAGGAGUCAAUGUGCAUCGCUGGAACACCGACAUCUAACGAGAUCUCCUGUCACCUAAGCGAGCUGUUGGUUGAAAAGGGUGGGCUUACAGACGAUCUGGUACAGAGUCAUCUGUUUUCGGAAGUCCUGAACGAGAUACCACCCCAAGCAUUGGGGGAUUUGUCCUCCACGUUGCAGCAAUUACGUCUUUCUCAAAAGCGGUUCCAAGCCCAGCUGGAAAGCUUAGCUGCGGAGAACUAUUCGGUGUUUCUGGAGAAAUCGGAUGCAAGUCAUAGUGUCAUUGACAGGAUAUCUACCAUAGUCUCCUCCAAUUCGGUUAUGGUGGACGAAGUUCCCAACUUAACACGCUACUCCGAAAGGUUUGUUGACAAAGCUCGUGGCAUUACUGACGCAAUUAAAACAAAUACGAAAGCACUGGAACAUCACAAGCAGUUGCUCGAAUUACUGGAGCUUCCUCAGUUGAUGGAAACCUCCAUUCACAACGGCUACAUUGAUGACGCUAUUGCCAUCCUCACCUACACCAAGCGGUUGAGCAGAAAGUAUGGUCCUACGAUUCCCGUUGUGAGGUCUAUUGAGGCACAAGUGAAUGCAGUCGGCUCACAGUUGAUUCAGCAUCUAUGCAAUCAGUUGCGUUCCCCACUAUCUCUGCCCGCAUGCAUCAAGGUUAUCGUAUUCCUACGGCGUACUGGCACGUUCACUGAGCAAGAGCUCCGUCUAAAGUUCUUGCAAACGCGUACUAGUUGCCUGGAAAAUCAGCUUGCAUCUGGCCUUUCAGCUUCACGACCUGAUGAGAUAUUACGCUCCGACGUGGGCUACAUAAAGUCUGGCGGUUUCCUCAACUCUAAUCGAGCUCAGUACGAUGCAUACUGGAGGUCAACUCGCCUCAUUGAAAUCACACGCGUCCAGCUGUUUGACAUCGUCACACAAUAUCGCGCUGUAUUUUCAGAAGAGGAAAAUUUUAUGCAACAUCGGCGAACUAGCGAAUGGACAUCUGGCUCAACCAAAGACACUCGGUUUGACAACAAUCCACUAUGCUUGAGCGAUGACCUUCCGUCUGUUUCCACCAGCCGCGUAGGCUACAAUUUAUUCCAUUCUUGGCUGACCCAUCGGCUUGGCAUUUUUCUGGACACGUUUACGGCAGAUCUGGAAGCAAUGCUUUAUCAACCGAAUUUGAACACACAAGAUAUUUUGGAUAGGUGGACGUCCAACGGAUCGGGUGAUCUUACUUCGCCCGACGCUGAUCUACCAGCACUGUUCACACAAUUGCAAGCUCUGGUAUCCCAGUCUAUGUACUUCGGACGCUCUUUUAGUCGGAUAGGAUGUGACUUCAGACCACAUUUGGUAGACUUAUUCAACUCUUCGAUUCUACGUUAUGUGAAGGUGUAUUUGACCAACGCGACCACCGAGUUCUGCUUUGCACUGGAUAACCUAUUGUGGACGGUUAACGCGACCCAAGAGACAACGGUUGGUGAACAUUCGGAGGAUCAUGCAUCGACUAUAAACAAAUUGUUGUGCUAUCCCCCAAUGACCUUACUCUACAAUCGAUUCAUGGAGUUGUUCAAUGGCCUUCGCUCAUGUUGCCCAGUGGGAUUGCGUCAUCAAAUUUUGGCAGCUGUCGUCGAAGCGCUGGAUCAAUGCGCUGACCGCUUUGUGAUGUCCUAUCGUCAGUUGCUCGAUCAACAGACUAUAAACUGGCGUUCCGAAGCGUCUGCUUUUGCCUCUGUUUUCACCAACAUCCUUGUUCCUUGUGUACUGUCCUCCUCAAUGGUACUCCUACACACUGGAAAAGAGGGCGGAAAAUCAGCGCCAGGUAGACCUAAUUCAGCGUCCCAUGUUUUGGUGCAUCGUUUAGGCAAGUUGGUUUGUGCUACGGUGAAGGAAACCUGGCCACGGAUACCCGCCGCCCCUGUGCUUCCGAAAUGCGACCAGUCUUUGGAACCAUCCGCAACGGAGAAUGGUGUUUCCAACCAAUCGAGCGAGUACGUCGAUACGAAAACCGAAAUAAAUGCGCCUCCUCAGGAGACGGAAUCAAACAACUGUGUUCAGAGUACCACUGAGGAAUAAGUGACAGUGUUUUCAUUGAGAACUUAAUCUGUGAUAAGUUGUUUAUUUGCUGUUUUUUCCACCAUAUUAUUUUAUAGUUUCUUUCAAGUAUACGCUGUGGUGAGCACUGUUCUGUCUUUUUUAAAGUCUCGCAAUGAAGCUUUUUUUUAAGACUGUUAUUUACUAUCUCCCAGUUUUUGUGAUGUAACUGUGUGCUGCUGUAUGAAAUCUUGGUGUCUUUUCCUUUGCAAACAUAAAGCCCUUGGAUCCUAGCCCGAUCAGAGCCCUUGAACCAGGCCACUCAUCUGUACCACAUUGUCUUGUCCGAUCGUGGCUGAUCGAUUGUACUUUGUUGUGUACUAAACCGCGAUUUGAUCGCCCUUUUUGAGAGACCAGAGUUAGCCACUCUGGUCGUUUUGGAGGAACUUUACUGUUCAUUAGAUACGUCGAAUCACAUGUGUAAGCAGCCGGCUGACCUACUUCUUAUACCAACAAGGAAGCAGUGGGACGCCUGAAAUGAAAUUUAAUCCAUCAUAGCACUUCUCUCUGUGUUAUCUCCAACUACGAACCCUCAGGUGUCAGUAUAUAAAAAUUCAUUUCGGGUCACAGGAAGAUUGGAGAUAUUGUGUGAAG
Messenger RNA from Opisthorchis viverrini, 2697 nucleotides. RefSeq lists its product as hypothetical. Gene Ontology annotation, biological process: intra-Golgi vesicle-mediated transport. Lineage: Eukaryota; Metazoa; Platyhelminthes; Trematoda; Opisthorchiida; Opisthorchiidae. The coding region runs from base 1 to 2085 and encodes 694 amino acids. The transcript has 6 exons. The record is from RefSeq and is a predicted model, not a curated record. Gene Ontology annotation, cellular component: COG complex.